AUGAGGCUGUUCGUUCAAGCAAUGGAGGGUCACGAUCCUGCGUUUUUCAACAACCCGGCAUCAAGCAAGGUCAACACGACCCUGGCAGCCAUCGCCGAGGUGGACGGCUUCCAGGAGUACCUCGUCGCCUGCAUGCGGCUGCUCACCCAGCGUGGCAUGAUCCGCGAUCUAGGGCGAGCAGACGGGAGAGCAGACGGGAGAGCAGACGGGAGAGGAGACGAUGGGGGUAUCAGAGAGUGGGACGUGGCGUUUGGCAUCGUGCUCAGCUUCUUUCACGAGACCAUGCUGCGGUUCCACUCCCUGUUCGCUGCGGCACAGGCCAGCAGGGACCUGCAGGAGCUGGAGGGAAUGCUGGAGAGCUGGCAGGGGGAGCAGCCGGUGCUUGAUGGCCGGUACCACCAUCUGCGGUCGGUGAUUUACCGGCUGAGGAGGGCUGUUGAUGUGCGGAGUCACAGUGAGAGGCAGAGGCGGAGGGUGGAGGAAGGGCAGAUGCUGCACGAAGACUUCUUCUUCUCAGUGGCGCCAACCAUGCAGGAGGUGCUCUGCAAGGCAUCACCAUACCUCCCUCACAACCACGCCAACGAGCCGCACCACCUGCCUGCGGGCUCGGUGGCCCGGCACGUGGACAUCCAGUUCCGCCUGCUGCGCCACGACCUCAUCGCCCCGCUCUGGAGCAAGGCGCUCUUCCUCCUCCACCACCUCAACCACGAAUCCUCCACCGCCGCCCGUGGCGAUGGCAGCAGCAGCAGCACCUGGCGGAGUGGCAGCAGCAGCAGUGGUGGCAGGGAGGAGGCGAUGGGGCUGGUGCGGGCGGACAGGGAGCUGGUGAGGGGUCUGACGGAUGACAUGAAGGGCGUCGUGGGGUUUUCAUCUGAGGACAUGGACGUGUAUCUGCUCAGAGACGUGCACGUGCUGUCUAUUAACACUGAUAAGCGAAACGGCGUCUACUUUCUGAUUGACUUUCUGGAGCCUCCCAUGCCGCGUGGCCGGCGCUCUCGUAACAGUCAGCAGCACCGUCACAGGGAGCCCAUGGAACAAGGCAGUGCAGCAGAUGCAUCCUGCUCGCACCGGCUGGUAUUCGCCACCAUCACAGCGAGGGACACGGAGAGGCUCGCCACUGCCCGGCCUCAGAUCGGCGUGCAGCCGUGUGGGGGGAACGGGUUCAGUGCAGACCUGCUGGGGCUCAUCGCCCGAGACGGCAGUGCGGGGACUGCAGGGGGUGCUGCAGGGAGUGGUGGGAGUGGGGGCAGCACGCAGGUGGUGAUGCUGGAGGCGCAUGGGAGCUUCUUUGCGUAUGAGCCCAUCCUCAAGGCGCUUCAGAGCAUCACUGAGGCCUCGCUGCCCUUUGCUGAGUACAUCUGCGGGACACCUGGCAGGGCACCUGGCUGGGCACCUGGCGGGGCUGCUGUGAAUCUGGGAUAUACGCUGCCUGCAUACAUCGAAGCAGGGAUGAUGUACAACAUGAGCCUGCUGCUCAAGACCAAGGCACCAUCGUCCUCCCAGCAGGCAGACGCCACUCCAGAGGACGCGUUUGCUCUGAGCAACGUGGCCAUCUCCAACCCCACCGCCUUCCCCAUCAAUCCUCUCCUGCGCUGCACAUCACUGGACGAGCCUCAAGCAGUGGCUCUCCAGGCUGCCCUUACUCAGGAGUUCGCUCUGCUGCAGGGCCCUCCGGGGACAGGCAAGACAUUUGUGGGAAUAAAGCUGGUGGAGAUCCUGCUGAGCAAUGCCCUCAAGGGCGCUGGCUCUGGUGGAGCAAGCAGUGGGGGCGGUCUACUGGGUCCCAUCCUGUGUGUGUGCUUCACCAACCAUGCUCUGGAUCAGUUCCUGGAGGGGCUCAUCGCCAGUGGCAUCAGGAACGUGAGCUACAGGCAGUCGACCUACGAGGUGCACAGCAGGCUCAAGGAGGUGGAGGCAGUCAUCCGUGCCCACAGUGACGCCCUGCAGCACCGCAGAGACAAUGCAAUCUCGCUCGCCUGGCGCUCCAUCGCCCCGCACCUCCUCGCCAACCACCCCGGCUUCUUCUAUGCCCUCCAUGCUGCCAGCAAGGCGGCAGACAACAAAGGGUUUCAGGUUGGGGAGGGGUGGCAUGUGAGCAGCAAUGAGAGAGAUGACGGCGUGGGGGAUGAGCUGAGAGGGCUCGUUGAACUCAUGUCGUCCAUCUAUGUGGAUGCUGAUGGUGAUGGUGAUGAUGAGAGUGAUGAUGGGAGUGAUGGGGAUGGUGAGGCGGUGGUGAGAAGGCUGGGCCAUGCUAGAGGCGGCAGCAGUGGUGGUGGUGUAGGGCUGGCGACAGGCAGCGGAGCUGCUGCUGGCUUGCGCUCUUGGCUUGGGCGUGCGGCGACAGGGGGAGCAGGGCUGCAGAGAGGAGGGGGAUAUGGAAAUGAGAGCAGUGGGGCAGAGAUAGGGGGAGGCAUGUGGGGGGCUCAGGGCCGGCAGCAAGGAGGGGUGAGUGUGGAGGAUCUAUCCCAAGCAUUUGGUGACUUGAACAAGCAAACAGGCAGGGGCGAAUGGGAGGAGCAGGUGGAGGAGAAUCUGAUGGAAUCAGUGGAGGUAGAUGAAACGAGUGACCGAGAGAUUGAGGAGUUGCUGUGCGUGGCGGAUCCAUGGGUGACCAGUGCGCAGGAGAGGCGGAAGCUGCUGGAGCACUGGGUGGGGGAGUUGAGGGACACAGCGAAUGCUGCUAUCGAGGCCGAGGUUGAGAACUUUGCAAGGAAGGUGAAGGAGCGCAGUGAGUUGCAGCAAAUGGAGGAGUUGGAGAUCCUAGAGAGGGCGCAGGUGGUGGGAAUGACCACGUCCGGUGUGGCUAAGAUGCAGCGCCUCAUCACGGCGCUCGGUCCACGCGUCGUCAUUGUGGAGGAGGCCGCUGAGGUGCUGGAGGCGCAUAUUCUCACCUCGCUCACCCCUCGCACCCAGCACGUCAUUCUUAUCGGCGACCACCUGCAGCUGCGGCCUAAGGUGGAGGUGUACGAGCUGAGCAAGGACUCGCACAAAGGCUUCGACCUGGACGUCUCUCUCUUUGAGCGCCUCGCACUCUCCAGACGCCUGCCCGUGUACACGCUCGCCACGCAGCGCCGCAUGCGCCCUGAGAUUGCCGACCUCAUCCGCUGCACCAUCUACCCCGCUCUGCAGGACCACCCCCUUGUGCACGGCUAUCCUGACGUGCGCGGCAUGGCAUGCAACCUGCACUUCUGGGACCACGACUGCCCUGAGAGCGGCUUAGACGACUUCAACGAGGGCAAGUCCAAGAGCAACGAGGGCGAGGCGGCCCUGGUGGUGGGUCUCGCCACGUACAUCCUACAGCAGGGGUACACGGGAGGGGAGAUCACCAUCCUCACUCCUUAUGUAGGCCAGCUGCUGAAGCUGCGCCAGGCGCUUUCUCAGGUGGUGGAUGUGCGACUGGGGGAGAGGGAUGCGGAGGUGGUGGAGGAGGCGGAGGAGAAGGGUGGAGCUGGGGAAGGUGGAGGUGAGGGAGAGGAGAGCACGGUGGUGAUAAUUUCUCUCGUGCGCAACAACAUGGACGGCAAGAUCGGAUUCCUCAAGAGCCCCAACCGUACCAACGUGCUGCUCUCCCGCGCCAAGCAUGGCAUGUACAUCAUUGGCAACGCGAGCACCAUGAGAGCGAGCUCUAAGUCCGUGCUCUGGCCGCGAAUCCUCACCAUCCUGCAGAGCAGGGGGCGCAUUGGAAGGUCCAUUCCCCUGCGGUGUGUGAACCACAGCGACACGGUGACGCACAUUCAUGAGGCGAGGGAGUUCAGGGAGAAGGCCAGUGAGGGCGGGUGCUCCCAGAUGUGCGGCUUCCGCCUCACCCCCUGCGGUCACACCUGCCCCCGCAGGUGCCACGGCGAUGACAGGGCACACGCGAGGGCGUUCUGUCCCAAGGAGUGCAACUGGAUCCGGCCACUGGAGGAGUGCCCGUACCAGCACACGUGCCCCAAGCAGUGUGGGGAGCCCUGUGGCCCCUGCUCGGUCACCAUCAGAGAGCUCACCCUCCCGUGUGGCCAUCCAGCCUUCAAUGUUCCGUGCUUCCAAGCUCAGAAGCCCACCUCCAUCUUCUGCCCGGAGAGAGUGGAGGUGACGAUGCCACUGUGCGGGCACAAGCAGACAGUCAAGUGCAGCGAGGCGGCAGCCAGGACAAGCAACCCCAAGCUCUGCACCGCUCGCUGCGGGGCUGUGCUCGAGGAUUCCUGCGGGCACACGUGCAUCUCUCCCUGCGGCCACUGCAUCCUUGACCCAGCUGCCACCACAGAGCCCCAGCAGACACAGGCACAGCAGCAGCAGCAGCAGCAGCAGCAGCAGGUGCAGCAGCAGUUGGCAAGGAAGCACAGGAAGUGCAUGCAGCGGUGCGAGCGGCCGCUCCCCUGCGGUCACCUGUGUCCCGACACCUGCCACAGCGACCGACCCUGCAGCCCCUGCACGCGCAAGUGCCUCGUGGCCUGCCAGCACAGCUCCUGCCCGCAGCCCUGCCACCGCACCUGUGCCCCGUGCGCCGAGCCUUGCGGGUGGCGCUGCAUUCACCAAGGGGCGUGCUCCCUCCCCUGCGGCGCCCCCUGCGACCUCCUCCCCUGCGAGGAACGGUGUGAGAAAACGCUCAAGUGCGGCCACCAGUGUCCGUCUCUCUGUGCUGAGAAAUGCCCUUCGGAGGCGUUUUGCACGGCUGCUGGGUGUGGGGCAGCGGAGAAGAAAGGGUUGACAGUGGAUCUAGUCACACUGGAGACGCUGGGGGAGAUUGAACCGGAUGAGAGCCCUGUGCUUGUACUGGGAUGCGGACAUGCUUAUACGGUGGAUACGCUGGAUGGCCACAUGGGGUUGAACCAAGUUUAUUUAGUCGCGGAUGGUGGGUCUGGUGGGGUAACUGGGGGUGCGAGUGGGUCUAGUGGGAUGAGCGCAGGUGGAGGGAAGUGUGGGCGCAAGUGGGUGGCAGUGCUACCGUUUGAGGAUGGUGAUUUGUCUGCUCUCAAGGGCUGCCCAGAGUGCCGUCAGCCUAUCACAGGGCUCCGCCGUUAUGGCAGGAUGGUGAACAAGGCCCUGCUGGACCAAUCAGAGCGCAAGUUCGCUCUCAGCUGCUUGGCAGACCAAGAAGCGGUGCAGAGGAAGCUAGCCCGGUUGAGCCAGGUGAUUUCCUCACUCACAGAAUCCGCUCAGCCCAGGCGACUGCAGGAGGUAGCUCAGGCGGCAGCACGCCUGGUGCAUGAGACAGGCCAGCUGUGUGCCACCGCUGGGAACCCACCAACGCAGCAGACCUACCAGGCCUCUGUAGCGGCCCUACAGAGACGACACUACAUGCUUGGGCAUAGGUCACUCGCCAUUGAUAGCAGGAAGGGCAGGCAAGGGCGUGUGGGGUCGUCUGAGUCCACAUGGGAGGAGGAGUGCCAGUUGCUGUAUGUCCCCCACCCGGAUCCACGCCCCCUCUGUGAAGCGCGCAUGAUGCUAGGGAAGGCCUUCCAGCUGCUAAUGGCAGCAAACUUCCUCCAACUGCGGAACCUCCUGGGGAAUCUCCGGAGGACUCUGGCUGGCGCGAGCGGGGAGAGCAGCAGCAGCAGCAGCAGCAGGAGGAAGAUGGUGUAUCUGACGCGCUGUGUGGAGAGGUGCAGGGAGGUGGUGCGGACGAGUGUGAGGAGCGCGGAGAGGCAUGUGGGGGAGGCGGUGGAGUGGGCUGGGCGGCGCAAGGCGGUGCGGCUGGAGGCGAGGGCACGGCUGGAGCUGGUAGAUGUGUUGUGUGCGUUCGUGCAGGGCUUGAUGGCGGAACGCCUGCUCUCUAACACCCCGGCUGCCCUGGAUAUGGCAAAGAGGCAGCAGCUGGAGUAUCUGGAGAAGGCCAGGACACAGUGUGGCAUGGUGGCCAAUCACCACUUGCUCUCCAUCAGAGUCGAGGCCAGCCUUGGAGAAAGCGCUCGGAAGCUGCUCGAUGAGGAGCUACCUGCCCUGGAAGCAUGUGUUGAGGGCGCGCCACGUUACUUCGCGCUGACGGAGCGUGAGAAGGGUGAUGUGUACAGAGCGAUAGGUCUGGGACGAGGGCACUGGUACCGGUGCCCGAACGGGCAUGUGUAUGUGAUAGGGGAGUGUGGCAGGGCGUGGGUGGAGUCUCGUUGUCCUGAGUGCAACGAGGUUGUGGGUGGGAGGAGGCAUGUGCUGCGUGAAGGCAAUGCCAGUGCAUCUGACUUCUUUCGCGGGGCCUGA
Messenger RNA from Closterium sp. NIES-65, 6177 nucleotides. Lineage: Eukaryota; Viridiplantae; Streptophyta; Zygnematophyceae; Desmidiales; Closteriaceae. The record is from the annotation of a GenBank genome assembly.